This is a messenger RNA of Camellia sinensis, 774 nucleotides long. Lineage: Eukaryota; Viridiplantae; Streptophyta; Magnoliopsida; Ericales; Theaceae. The record is from RefSeq and is a predicted model, not a curated record.
AUGUCGGUGGCUGAAUACGAAGCAGAAUUCACUAGGCUAUCACAGUACGGGAAACACCUGAUUAGCACAGAAAAUCUAAAAGCUCAAAGGUUCGAAGAGGGACUCGACCCCGACAUCCGUGAUGUCAUACUGCCAAUGCGAUUGGUUACAUACGCUGACAUAGUUGAUUGUGCCAUGAUCGUGGAGAGGAAUGUCAACAGCAGGAAGAAGUUCACUGAGAAGAAGAAGCAUCGUUUUGACAACUCUGAUGGGAAGAAGUCAAUCGACUUGAUUCCCAAGGAGAUGGAUCACUUCGACGUUAUCCUUGGCAUGGUUUGGCUGUCUGCCAACAACGCCACUAUCGACUGUGCACAUAAGUGUGUUGAGUUUCGAAUCUCGGGUCAUGUGGACUUUCGUUUCACUGGGUCCGUAUUUAGUAUCCAUGGCUCAAGCCCGACGACUUCUGAGGAAGGGUUGUCAUGGAUUGAUUUACGGUCGGGGUACCAUCAACUGAAGGUGAAAACCGAGGACAUAGGGAAGACAACUUUUCGUACUCGUUACGGUCACUACGAGUUUCUUGUGAUGCCUUUUGGCGUGACUAAUGCACCUACUGCGUUUAUGGACUUGAUGAAUCCUGUAUUCAAGAUGUUCUUGGAUGAAUUUGUCAUCGUUUUCAUUGACGAUAUACUGAUUUACUCCAAGGACGAAAAGCAACAUGCAGAACACUUGCGAAAGGUUCUACAGAUGCUAAAGGAGCGAAAGCUCUACGCCAAGUUCAAGAAAUGUGAAUUCUAG